AUGCGAGAAAAAGAGAAUCAAGCACCACUAAAAAAGAAAUCAGUGUCCGGCGCCCAUAGAUCUGGUCCCCAGACCUCGAAAACUCCAAGGAGUUCCAGCCGGACAUCUGCUCGCGCAGCCAAGGCUCGUAUAUCCAGUCACUUUGAAGAGAAUGGUGCCCUCGACGACUUCGCCGAGUCUCAGGCAUGGAUUGAAAACCUCGUUGAUCACAAGGACCUUUAUAUCCCACCUUUACCGCCCGUUCGCCAACCUUCUGUUCAGCCCAAAGGAUUGCCUCUAUCAACACCGCUUAAAUCGACAUCAAACGCGCCUACCGAUGUUUCAACACCAACCCUGGAGGAACGAGUGGUGGAACUUGAGGGGAGGAUGGCUGAAAUUACUCGAAAGGAAAAGGCAUGGCGACGGGAGCGGGCACAGUAUCAGAAACGCGUCAGGGAGCUGGAGGAGGAGGUUUCUAGCACGAAGAGAGUCCUCCUUGACCUUGCAAAUCUAUUCCUUCGGGACGCUGAGGUGGAGCCUCCGUCGUCCGUCAUUCUCGAUGGCGGUUAUCUCAUCAGACGUGGUUUCGUCGAACACAUCAGCCAUCGAUUCAGAAACAUGUAA
This is a messenger RNA of Coprinopsis cinerea okayama7#130, 603 nucleotides long. RefSeq lists its product as hypothetical. The record is from RefSeq and is a predicted model, not a curated record. Bases 1 to 603 code for a protein of 200 amino acids. The transcript is spliced from 2 exons. Lineage: Eukaryota; Fungi; Basidiomycota; Agaricomycetes; Agaricales; Psathyrellaceae.